UUAGAAAAAAACGUUCAACGGUGGUCCUUCAUUGGUCCAAUACGUUGGAUCAUUGGUCCAAUGAAAGUCCAAUCAAUCGUUCAACGGGAGGCCAACACGGGACCUUCGUUUGCCGAUUUUGAAACAGACCGUUGAACCGAAUGCCAUUUUUUUCGUUCAACAAACCCGGCAGACAGAGGUCCAUUGUUGAGCCAUUUUUAACAUGAGAAGUUGGAGCCCCGUUGGACUAGUUUUACUACAGAAUUCCUGAAGUUUUUUCCACUUAUUUGUUUAAACUAACAAUACAUACCUACACAAUACUUCUACUUCACGUAGAAUAACAACAAAUUUUCUUUCUAUGUAAAGGUAACACUUAAUUUUCACACUAUUUUUGCAAGAGAAAAAACAACAACAAACCGUUCCAGCAAAUUGAACGAAUAUUUCGUGCAAUAUGUCGUUCAACAAACCAACAAAAUUGAACGGCCUGCUGAGAGGGUACCGAUAGAAAGGAAUCAAAACAAAAACUCUAAAAAACAUAGACGUUUGCGAAACAUAUAACGACUUUUUUGGUUUAUGGAUUAAGAAUUGAAGUUAUCACAGUAUUCCGCUUGAAUGUCUCGAAAAUCUGUCGGGCAAACUUCUCAGCCCAUGUAUGUCCUAGAGGAAUCGUUUUACCCGGACGCCUGGCGCGACGAUUCCCGAAUGGGAGUGCUGCUUGCUGAAUUUCGCGUUCGAUCUGUUAACCCGGAAAAUUACGAUUCAAAAAUGAAGUUUUGGAAAGAGAUGAUACACAGAUACUGCGAUCACAAAGGCUCUGGGGUAGUGUCGAUCAGCGAACUCAAAAAGGUGUUCAAACGAAAAGGAACCAGCCCUUAUUGCUUGCAGGACGUUUUCGAUGAUAUGGUACGAGAAAAACAGUUGCAAGACCGCGAACAAUUUCGGAUGGAAUCCCAGAACAGUUGGACUAACUGGGCUGUUGACGCAUUGAUUAGAAAACCAAUCGGGUGGGGUUUUGGUAUGAUCAAAGAUAAAUUAAUUGGGACCUCUUAUGAUGAAAGUAACGAGUUUGUGUGUAUUGAGAUUGUUAAAAAACAAUCGGAAUCACUAGAGAACUUAUUGAUGCGACAAAACAAAUAUAACAUUCUUCUUCCGAUGAAAGAUUUUAUGGAUCUGAUCAAAGACUCUGGAAUUAGCGUCGAUGGCAUCAAUCUAGUUCUGCACCAUAUGGUACAGAAACAGUGCGUCUACAUCGAUAGAACAUCGGGUGAUGAUUCUAAGGAAUGGUUACUUAAAUUUGCAGUUCCAGGUGCGAAGGUUCAAUCAAUUACCGACAUCGAAAGGUCGAUAUACAAUCUUGAACAAACUGAACAUGAUUUAUUGAAAGUGGUGGACAAGUUGGACCGAGACAUUGCUGAAGCUAUGGAACAAGUAAAAACAAAUAUACGAGACGGCAAGAAGCAACUUGCUAAAUCAAACUUGAAAAAGAAACACCUAAUUGAGAAGAAUCUAGAAAAGAAAAUGAAUGUACUGGAAAAUGUUCAAACUAUGCUCUCUAGAAUCCAUGAUUCGCAGAGUGAUCGAAACGUACUUGAAGCAUACAAACUGGGUUCAAAUGCUUUGAAGAAUGCCUUUGCUAAUUCUGGUAUCACUUUGGAUAAUGUGGAUGACACCUUGGCUGAAAUGAAAGAAAUUAUGGAUCAACAGGACGAAAUGCAGGCAAUGAUAGGAAUAGCACAAAAUACAGAUGUUGAUGAGUUGGAACUAGAACAGGAACUAUCCGAUCUUAUCGACAUGAAGCUGGCUGAAAACAAUGUUCCGCCAGUACCAAACUCGAAAGACACACAACAACCAAAACCACCUACAGUAGCUGCCGGAGGUCAACCAUCGAUGUCCCAGCUGAACGACUUUGACAAAGAGAUUGAAAAACGUUUAGCGGCAUUGAGGAUGGAAUCGUCUUCACCUCCGUUUGAUGCCUCUUCGGGCAGUAGAAUAAUUGCGAGCAACAUAAGUAACUUGUCUUCCGCUAAUGUGUAACGGAUUAACUGGUUUUUGUUAAACAUGACAAUGAAACUUUUGCUUCGACACGUUCAUGAGCAAUCCAGCAAUCAUAAAAAAUCACUUUCGAAAUGUUUAGAAACCCCGAAAAAAAUAUUUCAAUAUGAAUGUUUCUUGAUUAAACUUUGAUUUUAGUUUUAAGGUCAUUUUCCUGGAGAAAAUCAAAUUAAAUUUCAAUCCAUUCACGGCCUUUCACACGAGUUUGGAAAUAUGUUUGGAGUUUUAGUUAAUAAAAACUUCCCAAAACUAAUGAUUAAAAAACGAGGGUAAU
Messenger RNA from Malaya genurostris, 2305 nucleotides. RefSeq names its product charged multivesicular body protein 7. Gene Ontology annotation, cellular component: cytoplasmic side of plasma membrane; multivesicular body; ESCRT III complex. The record is from RefSeq and is a predicted model, not a curated record. The coding region runs from base 592 to 2013 and encodes 473 amino acids. Gene Ontology annotation, biological process: vesicle budding from membrane; late endosome to vacuole transport via multivesicular body sorting pathway. Gene Ontology annotation, molecular function: calcium ion binding. Lineage: Eukaryota; Metazoa; Arthropoda; Insecta; Diptera; Culicidae. The transcript is spliced from 3 exons.